Closterium sp. NIES-65 is the source of this 1731-nucleotide messenger RNA. Lineage: Eukaryota; Viridiplantae; Streptophyta; Zygnematophyceae; Desmidiales; Closteriaceae. The record is from the annotation of a GenBank genome assembly.
AUGGGGGCCGACGCGCGACCUCCGAGGGCGCCAGAGCAGGCGGAAGAAGGGGCGGAGUUCCUGUCUCGCCUGCUCUCCGCGCGCCCUCACCUGUCCCGCCUCAGCAUCGCCCCUCCCCGUUUCACCGGAACUUCCCACUUUCGAAUCGACACAAAAUUUCUUGAGAAUUUCUUCCGCGUCGCCUCGUCGCGCCUGCAAGAGCUCUCGCUGCGCGAGUGUCUCGGCCACACGACGAAGCUUCCUGCUACAGUCGCGUCGCUGUCGUCCCUGCGCGUGUUCCGCCUGUGCUCCAAGGUUCUCCGCUCGCUGCCCGACGAGAUGUGCCAGCUGUCUGCCUUGCAAGAACUUUACCUGAGCUGCCCGUUGCUGCAGCAGCUGCCCGAAAUCUUCGGCCGGCUAAAGAGCCUGGAGCACCUUUCGUUUACGAAUUGCAAGGAAAUGCGGCGCCUGCCGGAUUCGCUCGGCGAUCUCGCCUCGCUCACCUCUCUCCACGUCGACGGCUCGUGGCAGGUCGAUCGCUUCUCGCCUCACGUCGGCGCGCUGCAGCAGAUGCGGCGACUGGAGCUGCGAAACUUCACCGAUGCAUUCCCAGACGCAUGCGAGAAAUGGGCGAAUCUCGAACACGUAGCCCUGGAUUCGUGCGCCAACAUGGGCGCUUUCCAGCUCGCGUCCGUGCACUCCCUCACACAUCUCACCAUCAGCGCCUGCUUGAAGCUCAAGUCGCUCCCACCCAACCUGCCCUUUGCAACCGCAUUGCGCCAUCUAACCAUCAGGAGUGUCGAAUCCAUCGUGUCCCUCGAGCCGCUAAGCGCGCUCGUAUCUUUGGAGCGGCUCGAGGUGUCAAGCGACAUGUAUGAGGAGCGCUUUCCUGAAGCGCUCUUCGCACUGCCGUCGCUGGCAUACGUGAAGGUGGGGUACGUCCUGUGGGUGGAAGCUGACGACUUGGCACACACAGCACGGACUGAUUCUUCUGCUACCGCCGCCGCAGCAUCCACGGCCACACCCGUAGCCGCAGCAGCUGCACUUGCAGCAACAGGUGGAGGAGAAACGGCCUACCACAACCACUCGUCACUUGGCCCGUGUCUGGAGCAUCUCAGCUUCCGUGUGGCCAGCUUCGGGGACGGCUGGAGAAGAGGCACGAUUUCUCCGCAUCUGUGCUCGCUGCUCUCCCUCACGCACCUCUCCAUUGACGGCCUCUACUCCUCCGUCUCCCUGCCCUCCGACCUAGGCCAUCUCACCAACCUUCACUCGCUCUCCCUGCGUGGCAACUGGCUCGGCCUCCCGCAAUCUCUCUCCCGCCUCGCCCUGUGCCUGCGAUCGCUGAAGCUACACUACAGCAAGUACAAUAUGUCCGUCUCUUACGACCGCGCGCUUUCUUCCCUUCCUCACGGACCUCACCUCUCUCACACACCUCCGCCUCCACAACAUACACCUUCCCUCCCCCCUGCCUGGCUUUGCCCCCCUGCGCGCCCUCCGCACGCUGCGCAUAGACGCCUCUCUGUCGACUCUUGCAAGAAGUUCCACCAUCUGCCCGAUUCUUUUUCCUCCCUGCCCGCCCUGACAUUCCUCAGCAUAUUUGACUGCCCGAAAUUCUCCUCCCUUCCUGAGACCUUUGGCCUGUUGCCCCGCCUAACCCGCCUCAAAAUUGCCGACUGCGGCUCAGUCACGCACCUUCCUGGCUCCUUAUCCUCCCUGCCUGCACUCCGAGUGGCCUGCUUCAGCCAUUGCUAG